AUGACCAACAGCACCGUGGUCAGCGAUCUUCCGCCCCUUCCGGCGUACAGCAUCAAGCCCAUGCCAGACCUCUUCCCCGGAAUCAUCUCCGAUUUCUGGCUGUCUGUCAUCGGCCCACAUGUCGCCUACUGGUUAAUAUCGGGCAUGUUUCACCUCAUCGACGUAUACGACCUAUUCCCACAGUACCGACUGCACACACCGGAGGAGAUCGCCCAGCGCAACCUGGCCUCGCGGUGGCAGGUCGCUCGGGACGUCGUCAUCGAGCAGAUCAUUCAGAUGAUCACCGCCGCCGUGCUCUCGCUGACCGAACCCGCGCAGAUGACGGGUAUGGAGAAUUAUGAAGUUGCCGUCUGGGCUACACGCAUCAGGCUGGCGCAGGGGGCGCUGCCGACGGUGCUUGGGCUGCUCGGACUAAAUGCUGCCGCCAUUUCCAAGAACAUGUCGGCCUCGCAUCCGCUGCUCGCGGGUGCGCUGGCUGGUGGACACUAUCCGUUCUUGACGACGGGCCUGGACGCCGCCUCCUCUGUGCCGGCCUUUGCAACCUGGGAGCUGGUGCUGGCCAAGGCCAUCUACUGGGCUGUCAUUCCUGCUUUCCAGAUGUGGGUUGCGGUGGCUUUCAUGGACUCGUGGCAGUACUUUUGGCAUCGCGCCAUGCACGUCAACAAGUGGAUGUACACUCACUGGCACGCCCGCCACCACCGGCUGUACGUACCCUACGCCUACGGCGCCCUCUACAACCACCCAGUCGAAGGCUUUGUGCUCGACACAGCGGGUGCCGGUCUGGCCUACAAGGUUAGCAUGAUGUCGCCACGCAUGGCCAUCUUUUUCUACAUUUUUAGCACCAUCAAGACGGUUGAUGAUCACUGCGGAUACGCGCUGCCCUUCGAUCCCCUGCAGCACAUCACCAGCAACAACGCCACAUACCACGACAUCCACCACCAGAGUUGGGGCAUCAAGACCAACUUCAGCCAACCCUUCUUCACCAUUUGGGACAAGUGGUUGGGCACCAUGUGGCAGGGCGACACGAGCCUGAAAUACGAGAGGACGAGAGAGAACGCCAGGGCGAAGAGC
Cryphonectria parasitica EP155 is the source of this 1071-nucleotide messenger RNA. RefSeq lists its product as uncharacterized. The transcript has 2 exons. The annotation marks the transcript as partial. NCBI's taxonomy places the organism in Eukaryota, Fungi, Ascomycota, Sordariomycetes, Diaporthales, Cryphonectriaceae. The record is from RefSeq and is a predicted model, not a curated record. Gene Ontology annotation, molecular function: iron ion binding; oxidoreductase activity. Gene Ontology annotation, biological process: lipid biosynthetic process.